Molecule: messenger RNA, 1843 nt
Organism: Myxocyprinus asiaticus (Chinese sucker)
Lineage: Eukaryota; Metazoa; Chordata; Actinopteri; Cypriniformes; Catostomidae
Product: aurora kinase B-like
Exons: 9
Coding region: 299-1522 (407 amino acids)
Biological process (GO): centrosome cycle; mitotic centrosome separation; mitotic spindle organization
Cellular component (GO): spindle midzone; chromosome passenger complex; spindle microtubule
Molecular function (GO): protein kinase activity; ATP binding
Source: RefSeq, a predicted model, not a curated record
UGAAAUUAAACAGGCCAGAAUCUCGAGCGUCGCUGACGACAAACGCUUGCGCUCGAGCAAAUCAAUCUAUUAUUCGAUGAAUCCUUUCUAUAUUAAUCAUCACACACGAUCGAUUUAGUGAAUGGUGAUUAUUAAGCUUUAUUAACACGGCGUGGGGGAAAUCAUCGUGUCUAUAAUCGUGUUUUGAGGAGGAUUUGUCGUGUGGAAACGGCUGACUUGAGGCACUGACCGAUUCAUUAUUACACGGUUAUCAAGAGCAUGAAAUAGUGUUGAGUUUAACUCUUUCAUUAUAUUUGAUAUGGAUUCUGCUGCAAGAACUAAAUCGAGCAAAGACUUGAAGAUUCAGCGACCUGAAAAUGAGAAGAUAUCUGCCAGUGGACCCAAAAGAGUUCCAGUUGCGCAGGGCGUUCAGAAGCCUGUAACGACACCUCACACUCGUGUUCUGGGCACAGCACAAGGGCCACAGCGGGUUCAGCGACCAGCGAGUCAGCAGAAACCUGUUACACACACAGUUCCUGUGAAAACCUCCUGCCCUGGAGACCAGAACAUCAACCCUGAGCAAGCCAAAACACAGAUGCAAAAUAAACCACAGCAGAACCAACCAAAACCAAAUGUCCAGAACGCUGGUACUGCAGCUGAAUCCAGCAAACAGGACAAACCUCACCAAACGCCUGUCAAUGGAAUGUCCAAUAGUGCCAAGAAAGCGUGGAGUUUAGAGAACUUUGACAUCGGCCGAGCUCUGGGCAAAGGGAAGUUUGGUAGCGUGUAUCUGGCCAGAGAACGUCAGACGAAAUUCAUUCUGGCGCUCAAGGUUCUGUUUAAAAAGCAGCUGGAGAAAGCCGGUGUGGAGCAUCAGCUGAGGAGAGAGGUGGAGAUCCAGUCCCAUCUCAGACAUCCAAACAUCCUGCGUCUCUAUGGUUACUUCCACGACACGGCCCGUGUUUAUCUCAUCCUGGAGUUUGCUCCUAAAGGAGAACUGUAUGGAGAACUGAAGCGCUGCGGAACGUUUGAUGACCAAAGAAGUGCCACAUAUAUAAUGGAGCUUGCAGAUGCUUUGAGCUACUGUCACUCAAAGAACGUGAUUCACAGAGACAUUAAGCCAGAGAACCUGCUGCUGGGUGCCAAUGGAGAGCUGAAGAUCGCAGACUUUGGGUGGUCUGUGCACACUCCCUCAUCCAGGAGAUCAACACUGUGUGGCACGCUGGACUAUCUCCCUCCAGAGAUGAUUGAAGGCAAAACUCAUGAUGAAAAGGUGGAUCUGUGGAGUCUUGGAGUGCUCUGCUACGAGUUUCUGGUUGGCCGUCCACCUUUUGAAACCAAGAGCCAUGAAGAGACUUACCGCAAGAUUUCCAGAGUUGAAUUUACUUAUCCAGCACAUGUGAGUGAAGGCAGCAGAGAUUUGAUCAAUAGACUACUGAAGCACAACCCCAUGCACAGACUUCCCAUACAGGGGGUCAUGGUGCACCCUUGGGUCGUGGAGAACUCCACUAAGAAGCCAACCACUCACUCUGCCGCCGAUUAACGACUGUGCUGGUUUAGCUGUUUGGCUUGAACUAUUGGAACAAAGACUGAUGCUGCAGCAAUCGCUUUGCUGCCUCUUUGGAAUAACUUUAAAGUUUGUAUGUAAUGUGUUGUGCUGUGUACAUGUCCUACCAUUUAUAUGCUGUUUAAAUAUGUAAUUGUUAAUAAGACACAUUGUAAAGUUUUAACCAUUACUUGAAACAAUAAAUGUUUUAGUUAGUUAUAAGGGGUUUCAAUCUUGAAAUUUUGAUGUAUAUCGCCAACUGAUUGUGCUUGGAAUAAAUUAUGUUUUCUGGAAACUCUUGUCAUGGUGUUGCUCUAA